Molecule: messenger RNA, 1157 nt
Organism: Raphanus sativus (radish)
Lineage: Eukaryota; Viridiplantae; Streptophyta; Magnoliopsida; Brassicales; Brassicaceae
Exons: 1
Coding region: 3-965 (320 amino acids)
Cellular component (GO): plasma membrane
Source: RefSeq, a predicted model, not a curated record
CAAUGUCUCACCACCACUAUGAAACCAACCCUCACUUCGUUCAGUUCUCGCAGGAUCAACAACAUCCUGGUGGUCCCUCUAGCUCAUGGACCUCUCCGGACCACCACCAGUUCCCGCAGACUCACCCAGUUCCUCCACCCGGGCCAAGAAUAAAUACUAGAGGUCGCAACCAGACUGAGUCACCUGAACCAAUCGAUGAACCACCUUCCUCAAGACCGUUGCCACUGAGGCCAGAAGAACCUUUACCACCACGCCGUAAUCCAAACUCCGGCAGGCCUUUGCUAUUAAGCCCUGAAGAUCAACAACGACCUCCACACCAUGGUGGCUAUGAAUCUAAACCAACUCCAUGGUGGACAACUCAAACACGACCAGCAGCUCAUCAACCACGUUCGAAGCGGACCGAACCACUGAAACUACCAGCCACAGUCUGCUGUGCAAUUCUCCUGAUCAUCCUGAUUCUCUCCGGUCUCAUCCUCCUCCUCGUCUACCUCAGCAACCGUCCACACUCACCGUACUUCGACAUCUCAGCAGCGACACUAAACACCGCGAAUCUCGACAUGGGCUACUCCCUAAACGGAGACCUCGCAGUCGUGGUAAACUUCACAAACCCGAGCAAGAAAAGCGACGUGGACUUCAGCUACGUGAUGUUCGAGCUCUUUUUCUACAACACGCUCAUCGCGACAGAGCACAUCGAGCCGUUCAUCGUUCCAAAGGGAAUGUCCAUGUUCACGAGCUUCCAUCUCGUGAGCAGUCAGGUCCCUAUCGAAAUGGCUCAGAGCCAGGAGUUGCAGCUGCAGCUUGGAAACGGUCCUGUGCUGCUGAACCUGAGAGGAACGUUUCACGCACGCUCGGACCUCGGGUCGUUUAUGAGAUACUCUUAUUGGUUGCACACCCGUUGCAGCAUCUCGUUGAAUAGCCCUCCUUCAGGGUACAUGCGUGCAAGAAGAUGUAUUACGAGACGCUAGCGUUCUGCGAGCGACUACGAGUAUAUUACUUCUGUUUUGUUUUAUGCAUUUGAUGAUCAUACAAGUCAAAUAUAUAGUUUUUUUUUUGUAGUUUUUUUCAUAUGUUUCUGUUAAAUUUAGAAAAAUAAACUAAAUUGCUAAAGGGAAAGUACAUUUCAUCUUGUAAUAAUAGUAUUGAUCCAAAAUUUUAUU